Thalassophryne amazonica is the source of this 2898-nucleotide messenger RNA. It is a transcript of the gene ccr10, whose product is annotated as chemokine (C-C motif) receptor 10. Gene Ontology annotation, cellular component: membrane. The coding region runs from base 59 to 1114 and encodes 351 amino acids. NCBI's taxonomy places the organism in Eukaryota, Metazoa, Chordata, Actinopteri, Batrachoidiformes, Batrachoididae. Gene Ontology annotation, molecular function: G protein-coupled receptor activity. The transcript is spliced from 2 exons. The record is from RefSeq and is a predicted model, not a curated record. Gene Ontology annotation, biological process: G protein-coupled receptor signaling pathway; immune response.
UGUUUUUUAAGCGUGUACCACAUUUUUAAAACUCUGCCACAGAAAGAAGACUUUGGUCAUGACUCUCACUCCAAACAGCACAGCGAUGGAUUUCACCUCAACUGAAUAUUACUACAGCGACGAUGACAACUACUCACUGUGGAACACGAGUAACAGCACAGACGUUGGUGACUACAUGGACUCCGGGUGGUGCGAGGCUGCAGAGCAGGAGUUCACCAUCAAAUUGUUUCAGAGCUGUGUUUUCUGCCUGAUCUUCCCACUGGGCGUGAUCGGAAACUGCCUGGUCAUCGCCACCUUUGCUCUCUACCGCCGACUUCGCCUUCAUUCUAUGACCAAUAUCUUCCUGUUCCACCUGGCGCUGGCUGACCUCCUCCUGCUCUUGACGCUACCAUUGCAGGCGACUGAAACACAUUUGGGUUGGAUCUUUCCCCUGUCGCUCUGCAAAGUCAUGCGCGCAUGCUACGCCAUCAAUACCUACAGCGGCCUACUGCUCCUGGCCUGUAUUAGCGUAGACCGGUACUUGGUGGUAGCGCGGGCGCAACAGAUGCUCGGGCUGCGUAGCCAGAUACUAACAGGCGGGAAGCUAGCUGCUGUUGGCGUGUGGCUUGUUGCUAUAUUCCUCAGCUUUCCUGAAAUUCUUUUCUCUGGGGUGUCGGGUUCGGGCGUCGACGCCUACUGCGGCAUGCAAAUAAGUGGAGCGGUCAAAAUGGUGACCAAUGUCGCCAUCAUUGCUGUAUUCUGCGUGUCCUUCUUUGUUAUGGUGAUGUGUUACUCUUUGAUUGCUCGAGUUUUGUGUGAAGGAAAAGUCCAUCAGCACGGCAAACUGCGUCACCGGCAGCAUACUUUGAAGCUGAUGGUGGUUCUGGUGCUGGUUUUUGUCUUUUUCCAGCUGCCGUACACUGUGGUUCUGUCACGUAAAAUGGCGGGCCAGUUCUGCGGCCUCCUUUUGGAGUACAUCACCUGCACCCUGGCUUACACCCGCUGUUGUAUCAACCCUAUUCUCUAUGCCCUCGUAGGUGUCAGAUUCCGAAACGAUGUGCUGAGACUUAUCUAUGACGCAGGUUGUUCAUGCGGCCUCUAUCGUGGACCUCAAUCUGUGAGCUCCUCCUCCUGAUCGCUGUCUCACCUCACCCCUGUAACGUGACUGCAGUUGCACCAGCAUUGAUGCAAAGUCUUCAAAAUGUGUACUUUUUUGGUUCCAGAAUAAUGUUUCACGAAAUGUAAUGAUCCUGUCACAUUAUUACCUUGAGGAACUGACAAAGAAGAGAAGAAGUAAGUUUGUUUGCGGACAAUAUAGAGGAGUAGAAUUUUUCCCAUCACCCCAGAGAGCCAAUGACCCCCACCCCCACCCCAAGUGGCCCUCUGCAGUUUUCAUUGUUAACUGAGUGAAAUUGUGAUGUAAUAUAAGUAAAAAUGUGCUUGAAACUUUUAAAAUAACUAUACCCUUUGCGCCUGCUAUCAUUAUGUUGUUUCCAAAAAGGAUGCAGCCCAGAUUUUAAACUGGGCUCCAAGAAAUUAGACAGACAUUUUUGAAAAACUGUAACUCGGAGGGGUAGCAUUGUGGUGAAAAUGGUUAGGGCUCUUCCAUCCCAAACAGAAGUUCCCUGAUUCAAGGCCAUCCAUGCUCAUUCUCCAUGUAUAUCUGGAGUUGUGUCAGGAGAGCAUCUGGACUAAGGGUAUCAGUGCCAAAUCAACAUAUGGCCUACACUGUAUCUACUGUGGGAUCCCUGGCAAAGACCUGAUUAUGGCAAGUAGGCCAACUGAGAAUAUGAAGAUUCUUGCCCCUCUACAAUCUGUGGGUCUAUCAUAAAAUUCAGGUCUCAUUUUCUCUGUUGGAUCACCAGACCAGCAAAAAAUCUAAAGUUUGGUAGCCUGCAGUGACUCGAAGCACGAAAACAAGCUAAAGCUAUAGCCAGGCAAUUAUUCUCAACUUGGGAAAUAUUACUGAUCCACCCAUUUUUCUAAACCUACUUAUUCCAGUAGCAGGUCAGCAGUCAAUGAGCAAGAGGCAGGGUACACCCUGGGCAGGCUGCCAGUCAAUUUACUACAAUUUAAUACAAUUUACUACGGUCAUUUACUACAGUCAAUUAAAAGUUUCCAAUUCACCUAAACUGCGGAAGUGGGAGGAAGCCAAUCAGAGCGCCGGGAGGAAUCCCACACAAACACAUAAAGUCCAUACCGAAAGGACCAGGGUGGAUGUGAACCUUAGACUUUCUCAUUGUGAGGCAACAGUGCUAAUCACUAAGCCACCAUGCUGCCCAUUCUGAUUUUUUUCCCUGUUGUUUCUUUCUUUAAAAAAGUUAAAUAGGUCUUCUUUUAAUCCACACCAAUGAUGACUUAGGUUGAUCCAAAUUAACUUACCAAGUUAUAUUAACUUAAUUCACCUGUUACAACUGAGGAAAUUUCUUUGUUUUCUCUGUUUUCAUUGUUGAGUUUUUAAUGUGCUGUAUCUCUUCUAAAUAACAAGCAUAUAUUAAAAACGGAGAGAAAAAUUAUAAAGAUAUGCUGUAAUCACUCGCGGCAAAGGUUUCUGAAACAACAUUGUAGGCAAAUUUAUUCACAAAGGUGGUAUGUGGUAGCAUUUAGUUUUGCUGAGAGGUGUUUUCCAGUUAUCAAGUGACAAAUCAGAUGAUCAGGUCACUCUGUUUUUUGUUUUGUUUUUUUGUAAUGUUAAUGCAUUUGCGUAACCCUAACCACAACCCCAUUUGUUAAAAAAAAAAACAAGAACAGACAUGCUUUUAUUUUAUUCAUUUCAAGUUUUUUUUUCAUACUAUACAUUGUUUAAAAUUCGGGAUUUAAACUUGAUCUUUUGUUUUCAAAAUCAGAACAAUAUGAUUUUCAUUUUAUCUGCUUUGUAAAAACUCUGCAGGAUUUUUACAUUUUUGUCUUCAACAAUUA